Molecule: messenger RNA, 5627 nt
Organism: Coturnix japonica (Japanese quail)
Lineage: Eukaryota; Metazoa; Chordata; Aves; Galliformes; Phasianidae
Gene: TOP2A
Product: DNA topoisomerase II alpha
Biological process (GO): DNA topological change; apoptotic chromosome condensation; resolution of meiotic recombination intermediates
Cellular component (GO): nucleus
Molecular function (GO): DNA binding; ATP binding; DNA topoisomerase type II (double strand cut, ATP-hydrolyzing) activity
Source: RefSeq, a predicted model, not a curated record
GCCGCCCCCCAAACGAUGUACUGCGUGCCUCGCAGCGCCCUCCUUCCUCGCUCCUCUAUUGGUUACCAGACCUGCCCAUCAAGCAGCCCCCUCUCCCGACUGUCUGGUUUUGAAAGAGCGGAGCGCACGGGAGGGCGGGCCGUACGUCCCUCCGCCCUUCAGCGAUUGGCUGUUUUCAAGGGGCGGUGCGCUGUGAUUGGCGGAGCGUUUCGGCGGGCUCGGCGGAGGUUUGAAACGCGCUGCGCCGUUACCGGCCGCCAUCACUCCGCGCCCGCCGCCAUGGAGCUCAUGGACUCACCGGCGCCGCUCCGGCCCCUUCACGACAACGCCCGGCUGCCCAAGGCCGAUGUGGCGCAGAAGCGGCUCUCGGUGGAGCGCAUCUACCAGAAGAAGACGCAGCUGGAGCAUAUUCUGCUGCGGCCGGACACGUACAUCGGGUCUGUGGAGACCGUCACGCAGCAAAUGUGGGUGUUCGAUGAGGACGUGGGCCUCAACUGCAGGGAUGUGACCUUCGUGCCUGGCCUGUACAAGAUCUUCGAUGAGAUCCUGGUCAACGCUGCAGACAACAAGCAGAGGGAUAAAAGCAUGUCCUGCAUCAAAGUUACCAUCGACCCAGAGAAUAACACCAUCAGUGUGUGGAACAAUGGGAAGGGUAUCCCAGUUGUUGAACACAAAGUAGAAAAAGUGUAUGUUCCUGCUUUAAUCUUUGGGCAGCUGCUGACAUCCAGCAACUACGAUGAUGAUGAGAAGAAAGUCACAGGUGGGCGAAAUGGUUAUGGAGCCAAACUGUGCAACAUAUUCAGCACCAAAUUUACCGUGGAGACUGCGUGUCGUGAAUACAAAAAGCUGUUCAAGCAGACCUGGACAGACAACAUGGGGAAGGCCGGUGAAAUGACACUGAAGCAUUUUGAUGGGGAGGAUUACACGUGUGUCACCUUCCAACCUGAUCUGUCAAAGUUCAAAAUGUCGAUUCUUGACAAGGACAUCGUGUCCCUGAUGACAAGAAGAGCAUAUGAUUUGGCUGGGUCAUGCAAAGGAGUCAAAGUUAUGUUGAAUGGGAAGAAGUUGCCUGUGAAAGGAUUCCGCAGUUACGUGGACCUCUAUCUGAAGGACAAAGUGGAUGAGACUGGAAAUGCACUUAAGGUUAUUCAUGAGGAAGUGAAUUCCAGGUGGGAAGUGUGCUUGACUUUAAGUGAAAAAGGAUUCCAGCAAGUUAGCUUUGUCAACAGCAUUGCCACCACAAAGGGUGGCAGGCACGUUGAUUACGUAGCUGACCAGAUUGUGACUAAACUCAUUGAUGUUGUGAAAAAGAAGAACAAAAAUGGAGUUGGAGUGAAACCGUUUCAGGUGAAGAAUCACAUGUGGAUUUUUGUGAAUUGCUUGAUUGAAAACCCAACCUUUGACUCUCAGACUAAAGAGAAUAUGACUCUGCAGGCCAAGAGCUUUGGCUCGACGUGCAAGCUGAGUGAGAAAUUUAUCAAGGGUGCAGUUGGCUGUGGCAUUGUUGAAAGUAUCCUAAACUGGGUAAAAUUUAAAGCUCAGACCCAGCUGAAUAAGAAAUGUUCAGCUGUGAAGCACACCAAGAUUAAGGGCGUUCCUAAACUGGAUGAUGCCAAUGAUGCUGGCAGCAAGAAUUCAAUAGAUUGUACACUCAUCCUGACCGAGGGAGACUCAGCCAAAACGCUGGCUGUCUCUGGUUUAGGAGUGGUUGGUAGAGACAAAUAUGGAGUAUUUCCCCUUCGUGGGAAAAUGCUCAACGUCAGGGAAGCUUCUCAUAAACAGAUAAUGGAAAAUGCUGAAAUCAACAACAUCAUCAAAAUUGUGGGUUUACAGUAUAAGAAGAAUUACGAGGAUCGAGAAUCUUUAAAGACUCUUCGCUAUGGGAAGAUCAUGAUUAUGACAGAUCAGGAUCAAGAUGGAUCUCAUAUCAAAGGUUUGCUGAUUAACUUCAUCCAUCACAACUGGCCUUCUCUUCUAAGACACAACUUCUUGGAGGAAUUUAUUACCCCCAUCAUAAAGGUCUCUAAAAACAAAGAAGAAAUUGCAUUCUACAGCAUUCCUGAGUUUGAAGAAUGGAAAAACAGCACACAAAACUACAACACAUGGAAAAUCAAGUACUACAAAGGUUUGGGUACCAGCACAUCGAAGGAGGCAAAGGAAUACUUUGCAGAUAUGGCUAGACAUCGAAUUGGCUUCAAGUACUCUGGUCCAGAAGAUGAUGCUGCCAUCACCCUGGCCUUUAGUAAGAAGAAGGUAGAAGAACGAAAGGAAUGGCUGACUAAUUUCAUGGAGGAUAGAAGACAGCGGAAGCUGCAUGGCCUGCCGGAGGACUACCUGUAUGGGAAAGAUACUAAUUACCUGACAUACAACGACUUCAUCAACAAGGAGUUGGUCCUGUUCUCAAACUCAGAUAAUGAAAGAUCGAUCCCAUCCCUGGUUGAUGGUUUAAAACCAGAGCAGCGCAAGGUUUUGUUCACUUGCUUUAAGAGAAAUGAUAAACGUGAAGUAAAGGUUGCUCAGCUGGCUGGUUCUGUUGCUGAAAUGUCAGCUUAUCACCAUGGGGAGGCAUCGCUGAUGAUGACUAUUGUCAACUUGGCUCAGAACUUUGUUGGAAGUAACAAUGUUAAUCUUCUACAACCUAUUGGUCAGUUUGGUACCAGGCUUCAUGGUGGAAAGGAUGCUGACAGCCCUCGCUGUAUUUCCACUAUGCUAAGCCCUUUAGCCAGGCUUCUUUUUCCACCAGUGGAUGACAACUUGCUGAAAUUCCUUUAUGAUGACAACCAACGUGUAGAGCCUGAAUGGUAUAUGCCCAUCAUUCCUAUGGUUUUAGUAAACGGAGCUGAAGGAAUCGGUACUGGAUGGGCUUGCAAACUUCCAAACUAUGAUACCAGAGAGAUUGUAAACAACAUCAGACGAAUGCUGGAUGGAAACGAACCGCUGCCGAUGCUUCCCAGCUACAGGAAUUUCAAAGGCACAAUAGAUGAGCUUGGACCUAACCAGUAUGUGAUAAGUGGUGAAGUGUCUAUCCUUGAUUCUACAACCAUUGAAAUCACUGAGCUGCCUGUCAGAACAUGGACACAGACCUACAAAGAGCAAGUUCUGGAACCUAUGUUGAAUGGAACUGAGAAGACCCCCCCAUUAAUUACUGACUACAAGGAAUACCACACUGAUACGACUGUGAAAUUUGUUGUGAAGAUGACAGAAGAAAAACUUGCACAGGCAGAAGCUGCUGGAUUGCACAAAGUCUUUAAGCUUCAAACAAGUCUUACUUGCAAUUCUAUGGUUCUUUUCGACCAUGUUGGUUUCCUCAAGAAGUACGAGUCUCCUCAGGACAUCCUUAAAGAGUUCUUUGAGCUCAGGCUCCGGUACUAUGGGUUAAGGAAAGAGUGGCUUAUUGGGAUGCUGGGUGCCGAGUCUGCAAAGCUGAGCAACCAGGCUCGAUUCAUCCUGGAGAAAAUAGAUGGCAAAAUUGUGAUCGAAAACAAACCCAAGAAAGAACUGAUUCAAGUUCUUAUCCAAAGAGGAUAUGAAUCAGAUCCAGUGAAGGCCUGGAAGGAAUUGCAAAACAAGGAGGAAGAAGAAGAAGGAGAUGAGAGUGACCAGGAACCAGCUGCAGCUACGGGGCCGGAUUUCAACUAUCUUCUGAACAUGCCCCUUUGGUACCUGACUAAGGAGAAGAAAGAUGAGCUCUGCAAGCAGAGAGAUAACAAAGAAAAGGAGCUGGAAGACCUGAAGCGCAAGAGCCCCUCUGACCUGUGGAAAGAAGACCUUGCUGCCUUUGUUGAAGAGCUGGAUGCGGUAGAAGCCAAGCAAAUGCAGGAUGAAAUGGCAGGGAUAACUGGCAAACCUUUAAAGGCAAAAGGAGGGAAACAAGGAGGGAAGCAAAAGGUGACAAAGGCACAGCUGGUGGAAGUGAUGCCGUCACCUCAUGGCAUAAGGGUUGUUCCUAAGAUCACUGCAGAAAUGAAGGCGGAGGCAGAAAAGAGAACUAAAAAGAAGAUAAAGAGUGAAAAAAAUGAGUCUGACGAGAAACAAGAAGGAAACUCGUCGGGGGAUAAAGAGCCCUUGGGCCUUAAGCAACGAUUAGCACAGAAGCGUAAAGCCGAGCAAGGCACCACGAAGCAGACCACUCUACCAUUUAAACCAAUAAAGAAAAUGAAGCGCAACCCUUGGUCUGACUCAGAGUCUGACUCAGAGUCGGAUGAUUUCGAAGUGCCUUCUAAAAGGGAGCGAGUGGUUCGCCAGGCAGCAGCCAAAAUCAAGCCCAUGGUCAAUUCAGACUCGGAUGCGGAUCUGACCAGCUCAGAUGAGGAGUCUGAGUAUCGGAGGAAUAGUGAAGGCAACACUGAUUCAGAUACAAACUCCAAAAAGAAACCUGCUCCCAAGGCCAAAGCUGCCCCAAAGGAAACCAUGGGAAUAAAAGGGAAAGCUCCCAAGGAAAAGCCGCUGCCAGAUGCUGUCCCUGUUCCAGCCCGAGAUGUUGCUACUGAAGGUGUUAGUCAGGACCCUGUGGCUCCUUCUGUCUCUGUGCCAAAGAAACCUGCUGCUGCAGCUAAGAAGGGCAGCACUGCCAAGGAUAACCAGCCGUCCAUCAUGGAUAUUCUCAACAAGAAGAAGGCAGCACCAAAGGCCCCCAAGGCAGCAGCGAUGGGGGACUCCCCUCCUCCCAAAGCUGCAGCGGUGGGUGCCAAGAAGCCCGGUGCCCCCCGGGGGCGGAAAGCUGCCAAGAAGCUGUCGGCUUCUUCUGAUUCCGACUCAGAUUUCGGCUCAAAACCCGCCAAAUCCGUGGCAGCAAAGAAAUCCAAGCGGGACGACGACAGUUUCAGCAUUGAUGUGACUGCAGGCAGCCCCACAGCAGCUGCCCCCCGCACCCGGCCCGGCCGCCUCAAAAAGCCCGUCCAGUACCUGGAGUCGUCUGACGAGGACGAUCUGUUCUGAGUCCUUAUGGAGUUUUAAAGCUUCGGGCUGUGGACUGACAGUGAGCAGAGCUCACAGCGACUGCAGCCAAGGAACCCACAUCUCACAGUAGGAAUCUUUUUGCUGAUUUAACCUCAGGAGUGUUGGAGACCAGUGAAUACAGGUGACUAUUCCAGGCUUAAGAUCAUUCAGACUUGUUUCUAAGCAGCAGCACCUGCGGCCUUUCCUCCCAGUUUCCCUCCUACCUGAAGGUCCUGCUGAGUCUCCUGACUUGUUGUGCUCAUUUUAAUAGCAAGGCCAGUUUGUGUAUCUCGAGUCCCAUAAAUUAUAGAGCUGUUCUCCUUUUUCGAUGCCUUUAAAAUAAUCUUUUAGCCUUAAACUCCCCAGCCCUGCCGUGUGCCCCAGCAGCUCCAGCUCCAUGCUGGGUUUUAGCCUUUGGUUUUUGAGCUCCGCACUCAGUGCAGGGGCAGCACCGAGCACAGCAGCUUCUCGUGCCACUUUGCACCCACAGGCAGCGCUUCCUUCCCCUCUGCUGCUCUGUACCGUGAGCUGCCGGACCCCAGCUCGGCUCCUGCUGUGCUCACCAAGGGCUCCGCUUCCUCCUCGUGUUGGGCUGUGAUGUUUCUUAGCUGUCUGUAAAUAUUUGGUGUUUUUCCUUGUCAUUAAACCGUCCUUAUAAAUAUUUACAUAAUAAAAGCUUUUCUACUCGA